AUUGCCAAGGUGUAACAUGUGAGGUCAAUAGACAAGUAUGCAGUAGCCCAGCUCAUAAAUAAUCGAAGACAGGUCGUAGCGACUCGUCGAAGGCUCGUGAGACAUCACCGUGAAAAAAUGCGUAAGUAGGUAUGCAAGAUGGUGAUAGAAGAAAUGUCAACGUGUGACAAGGACGAAGGCGUGAAGAGGAACAUGCGGCGCGUAAAGGAGACGGAACGUGAAGGUGUGAAGAGUCGUGAACGCGUAAAUCAGGGUCAUGGAGGGAUCAGCCUAGGAUCGACAGCAGGGCAUAGAUAGAGACGACAGCAGAGCGACGAUAGACAGUGGGACGGACAAUAGGAGAGCGGGAUGCAGAUUUUGGGAGAGGAUAAAUUUGCGAGGGAGGAGAUGCAGAUAUGAUGGUAUAAACAGAUAGAUCGUGAAGAAAUAUGGGGGGAAGACGAAGAGGACGGGCGAUAGAUAAGAUCCGAAGCAAAGGAGUGGAACGCGCCAGAACGGCUGAGUAGACAUGUGAUGGGCUUUGUCCGCAUCGAAAAGACCAAGAAAAAGUAG
Molecule: messenger RNA, 552 nt
Organism: Heterobasidion irregulare TC 32-1
Lineage: Eukaryota; Fungi; Basidiomycota; Agaricomycetes; Russulales; Bondarzewiaceae
Exons: 1
Source: RefSeq, a predicted model, not a curated record